Molecule: messenger RNA, 576 nt
Organism: Uncinocarpus reesii 1704
Lineage: Eukaryota; Fungi; Ascomycota; Eurotiomycetes; Onygenales; Onygenaceae
Product: vacuolar ATP synthase subunit E
Exons: 2
Coding region: 1-576 (191 amino acids)
Biological process (GO): proton transmembrane transport
Cellular component (GO): proton-transporting two-sector ATPase complex, catalytic domain
Molecular function (GO): proton-transporting ATPase activity, rotational mechanism
Source: RefSeq, a predicted model, not a curated record
AUGUCGCAAAGCCAUGCACUAUCCGACGACCAGGUCGCGGGGGAACUCCGCAAAAUGACUGCUUUCAUAAAACAAGAAGCCCUCGAGAAAGCCCGCGAAAUCAAAAUCAAAGCUGAUGAAGAAUUCGCUAUUGAGAAAUCAAAGCUCGUCCGCCAGGAAACCGCCGCCAUCGACACCCUCUACGAAAAGAAGUUCAAACAGGCCGCCAUGUCGCAGCAGAUCACCCGCUCGACGCUCGCGAACAAGAGCCGUCUGCGCGUGCUGUCUGCCAAGCAGGCCGUUUUGGAUGAGCUGUUUGAGACGGCGAGGAAGAAUCUGGGCGGUGCAUUGGAGGAUGUGAAGAAGGGCACGGCCAAGGGGAAGGAGAGAAGGGAAUAUGGAGAGAUUUUGAGAGGGCUAAUUCUUGAAGGGUUGUAUGCCUUGAACGAGGAUAAUAUUCAGGUGAGAGCUCGGAAGAAAGAUUACGACGCGGUCAAGAAGGCUGCCGAGGCCGCGACGAAGGAGUUUAAGGAGAAGCUGGGCAGAGACGCUUCUGUGGAGAUUGACGAAAGCGAGCCUCUUCCAGAAGAGUCGUAA